Messenger RNA from Phragmites australis (common reed), 5006 nucleotides. RefSeq lists its product as uncharacterized. The record is from RefSeq and is a predicted model, not a curated record. NCBI's taxonomy places the organism in Eukaryota, Viridiplantae, Streptophyta, Magnoliopsida, Poales, Poaceae. Bases 2646 to 3650 code for a protein of 334 amino acids. The transcript is spliced from 14 exons.
CAUGACCUUCUGCAAUGCCAAAUACUGCAGCAAUGGUACACACAACAGCGAGGGCUACAGCCCCACCACUUCCUGAAGUUGCAACAUCCAGCAGGAGAAACGGAAAAUGGGUGUCUCCCUCUCUGGUUCCCUCUUCCUCGCCCGCUUCUCCUCCUCUGGUGAGGUUGCUUGUCUCCUUCCUUAAUGGAUUCGUCUUUCUCAUCCGGUUGGAGUGCUUGGCUGCUGGUUCUCUUGGUUCGUCAGUGUUUUGUUUGGCUUUCUGAUUGGUUGGUGAGUUCCCCUCACCUUGUUCCUUUUGGCUUCCAAGGCUUAAGUUUUGCAGUCCUCUCUGCAAAUGGAUUUCUCUCGUUUGGAUUUUGGCUCAGGAUUGGCUUUUCAAGCCAAGGUUCAAGAUAUUUUUGAUCUCCCGGUGGUCUUUUCCCUGGAUCGAGGUCACAAGUUCUUUCUGCUAGCCUCCUUUGGUCGCUGCAAAUUUCGUCUGUCAGAAGAUUCUGUUGGUCACCUGCUUCAAUCUUGCUUGGGAGGCUCUGCUAAUUCUUUCCAUGUCCUCCAGAUCAGCGAUUGAGUUUUCAGAUUCUCAGUUUGUACAAAGAAAGUUGGCUUUUACAUCUUUCAUAAUAAGUCGUUUGAAUGUGAUAGUUUCAAGGUCUAUUUUCACCUCUGGCGUGAUGGUGGUGCUCACUGGGCUAAGAAUCUGCUUCCUGGGAUCAUGAGCAAAAUUCUGAAUGGAUUAAUUUAUCCAGGAAACCUUCUAGCAGGAAGGCAUCUUAUGCUGAAGCGAUUAAAUCCUUUAUUCCAGAUUUUUCUGAUCGCCCUGGAAAAUCUUCUCGUUCUUCCGCCCUGCACCCAGGCAACUCAAUCGCAGCAGUUUUAACAGGAGCUAAUGCUGUUCCUCUGGCCACUAAUAUGCUUCAGGAUUCUGGGUUGAUUAAGAACAAAAAAUCAGUUUUUGAUCGUCUGUUUUUCCAAAAAAUCAGUGUUUUGAUCGGCUGAAUUUUCUUGAUCUGGAGAGGAACCAAUUUGCCUCUCUUGGUUCAAAUUUCGGGUCUUCAGCCUUGCCUAGUGGCCUAGUGCUUUGAAGAGCCUUUAUUCGCAAACGAGUACUUGCUCACUGGUAAGAUUCGAAUUGAGUUUGCACCCUAUUAAAAGAUCUCCAAAGAAACCCGAGGUAAGAGAUCCAGUGUUAAAAAAAACGAAAAGACUUGUUUUCGACCGUGCAGACGCUGUCUGGACGGUACGUACGCUCCAUCUACCGUCCAAUUGACAUCCGUCGCCGGCAUGUUCGUGAGAGGCGUCUGGUCCCACUCGGACAUAUCGACGCACGAUUCAAACAUUGGGAGGCGCGCCCGGACAUUUCGUCGUCUGCUUUCUCUCUCUAGGUUUAUCUCUCUGGCUCUCUCUCACUCGCAGGCGAUUUCCCUUCCCCCUCCUCAAAUAGAUUGUCUAUGGUUCGGUUUCAGUGUUUGAUCUAGUGCGAGAAGUCGGAAUUAGAAGCGGGGGAAGGUCACACAGGAAGCAGAUUGGAAGCGGGGGAUCUUCGCGCACUAAGUCGAGCUGGUUCGUUUCGUCACGCGUCUCUAUCAGGUUCAUGUUUCUGUUUCUCUCUCUAGCUCUCUCUCACUCCCGGGCGAUUUUGCUUCCCUUCCCCAAAUCGUUUUAAUAGGGUCUGUUAUUUGGUGUUUUGAUGUAGUUGUAGUCGAAAUCGGAAGCGGGGGAAGGGCACACAGGAAGAUGGGGGUUUCUGAUUUAGCCCAUCGAUUGUAUUGAGCAAGCUUUUGUGUUCAUCGAGCGACCGUAUUGAGGUAAUGGCAAGGAUAAAUGGGAAGAAAAAGGAUAUUCCAUCUUCUUCGCGUAGCAAUCAUGUUGGGAAGCGCAAAUAUGGGGAUGCUAGAAAUAGAGCUUCACCAGCAAGACUUGUCAAAUUGUACAAAACUAUGUCACCUGAGCAGCGAAACAUGAUAGAAGGCAUUGCGUUUGGUGGGUUGCUUAAUAUCGGAACCAAUGUGUUGCCUGUUGAUCUAACAAAGUGGGUGAUAAGUACCUUCCAAUCUGAAACAAGUGAACUUGUGAUACCUGGGAGAGGGAGGGUGAGUGUUGCAGCUGAAACAGUUCACAAGAUUUUGGGUCUGCCAAGGGGAGGGAAUAAGGUGAUCUAUGACUUCGAUGUUGAAGCCAUCAAUUUCAUUCAUGAGGAAUACCAAAUUGAUGAUGGUGUGGCACCUCAGAUCAAAACAAUUGUGAAAAGACUUCAAGACAAUAAGAAUGCAGAUGAGGAUUACCUUAGGUCUUGGCUUAUAUUGUCUAUGUCCACAUUCUUAUGCCCAACCACUUGUUUGUUCAUUAGCCCAAAGUGUUAUCCUGCCUUGCGCGAUUUAUCAAAAGUCAAGGAGCUUAAUUGAUGUCAGUUUGUGGUUGAUUCAUUGAAAACUUCUGUACAUGAAAUGCAGACCAGGAAUUCUGUCAAGGGUUGCCUCUUCUUUCUUGUGGUAUUGUACCUUGACUCAUUGGAUGUUCCAAAUGUCCAAAUUCUUGGUGGUCUUCCAAGAGUUGCAACUUGGAAGAAGGCACUGAUUGAUAAGGUUAUCAAACUUGAUACUAAUAUAGACGGCACCUUCGGGAAACUAAAAGAAUUAUAACUCGGACAGAUGGAAGACAUUGAGAGAUUUGUUGCAUCAAAGGUCAAACCAAGUCUCUCAUCUCAGAAAAAGAGGAUGCUAUCUCAUGCUGUCAGCAAAGUUUGUAUAGGUAUCACAGAGCUUGUGGGAAACUUCUUAGGAGAGGUCUCUGAAAUAAUUGAAGGAGACAAUCCCAUGGAUCAAAGUGAAACAACACUUAGAAGAUCUAAGCGGACAAAAAUCAGCGAAGAAGAUAAAGAUAAUGUUGAUGAAACAUCUUUGGAUUCUGAUUAUGAAGAGGAAGAAGAAUAUGACGAUGAAGAUUAUGAAUCAAGCCAAGACAAUGUGAGUGAUGAGGAGGAGCAGGAUUCAGGUGCAAAUGAAGGCAGAGAUGUAGAAGAUGAAGAAUUGGGUCAGGAGGGAAACCCAGCUAAUGAUGAUGGAGGAAAAGAACCAGAUGACAGUGAAGGUAAUGAAGAGAUUGAAGUUCCACUUGUCCAGAGAUCAAGGAAGAGCAAGGUUAUGGAAUCAGGGCACAUUGAGCCUCAUAAGGAGCAGAUUGAAGUUCCACCUGUCCUUGUUCAAAUGGAGCCAAGCCUCACAAGGAUAUGGAAUCAGGGUACAGUGAGCAUCAACGAUAAUGCUGAAGCCUGUCCUCAACCUAUAGCUGUCAUCCCUAAUAAAAAUGCAACUAGCGAAGAUGUGAGAGUUGAUUACCAAGGUAAAGGACUUGCAAAGAGCAGGUGGCUAAAGUUGAAGCUGCCCGAGACAACUGGAACUUCAUCAAACAUUGCUACAAGCAACUCAUGGGAUUUCUCGCCCCCCGAUUGCAACAUUAUGAAGUUCAUUGACAGUGGUUCGCAACAAGGUGAAGUUGCAGUUCAUUUUAUAGAGAAAGAUUGCAUGGCAGAUUGUACUAAGGAAGUUCCUGAAGCAAAAGGCCUUCCACUUGAACAAGGCUCCGCUACACAUAGCUGGUUAGAUGAUUUAUCUUCUGAGGAGCUAGAUAAGCUUUUACAAGAUGCUGAAAGGUAGAGGCAAGUUCGAAUUGAUGAGUCUUGUUCAAGGAACAUGAACUUUCAUGACAAAUCUGUAGCAAGCAUCCAAAAAAACAUUAAAGUGUCACUAAUUGAAGACCUUCAAGACAGAACCCCAGCACCAAGUGUUCAUGAACCUCCUAGUGGAGCAAGCAUUUCUGGUACAGCUACGUUUGAACUUCAGCCAAAGAGGAUGUACAAGGUGCCAGCUGCAUUGCGGUCUCCAUAUAUUGAUUACAGCAGCAAGAAUACUUUCAAGUGCAGUAAGGAGAUAUGCAUGGUAUACAAUAUUGUGUGCCGAGCUAGUGUAAGGUCUACAAGGUCCAGCCAAAAUUCUAGCCCAGAAAACCUUAUUAUCAUCAACUACUUCUCCUACUUCGUUAGUUUGGCUCAUCUUUCAGAGUCUGUUAGACCAAAGGGGAAGCUACUGAACACUGUUGCUGAAAUUGGAAUCUAUGCACUGAAUAAUUUCAAUAGAAGGAACCAGAUAAAACGAAUACUGCUAUUAAGAGUUGCUACUUACCUGCAAGACGGUCAAAUAAACCACGCUGAAGUCAAAAGGGUAUUCCAAAGACGUAUACAACAUUUGGAUCAUUUUCAAAUGGUCUUGUUCCCUGUCCUUCAAACAUUGACACCAAAAGGGCUGGAUGAAAAAGUUGGCCACUACUUGCUUUUGGUUUUGAACUUGCGGGCAAAGCGUUUUGAGGUGCUUGACUCCAUGAGGUCUCUAAAUGAUGAAAAGCUAGCAAGUUGCUGUGCCAUCCUUGUAUCACGAAUCAAGGAGUGCUGGAAAAUAUUCUACCAAGACACAAAGAAGGAAAUAGACACCUAUGAAGUAAUAGACAUUCAGGUCCCUUUGCAGACCAAUGACCAAGAUUGUGGAUUCCAUAUGCUUAUGCAUUGUGAAUAUUGGGACGGUCGAGUCCUACCUACAUUCAAGGAAGAAUAUAUGCCAAAUAUUCCUAAGUUGCUGACAUACAAAUGGCUCAACCACCCUGAAAAUAACGUGAAUUGGAAGCGCAAGCUAAAAAUAGAAUAGGGAGCACUUUUGUGUUUCAUGCAAAUCAACAGCCAGCAGUAAGGUACAAAAAAUAGUCACUGCAAUGAUUGUUGUAUAUGCAUUAUGCAAGAAAAAGAAUCUACUCAUUUGGGAUCAAGCAUAAUUGUGCAGAUUUCGGUCAAAAAUAUGUGAGGAAGCUUUUCGAACUUGUGCCUAGAUUUAUGUGCUGUGAAAACUUGCAUGUUAAUCUAUCAUGCAUAUGAAUGGGGACAAUUUAACUUGAUGGUCAGAUCUGAAAAACAGAUCUACAGUAUUAAUGUGCUGUGUUGUUAGGAAAAAAGAUUUUAAUGUUGA